CUUCGAGCCGCCGGCGUGCCGGACGGUAUCUCCGGGACAGAACUCCCGGCGAUCUGACCAAGCAGAUACAGACAUUGCCUUCGUGCGCACUGGAGCGGUUGCACUUGCGCACAGUAAAUGAGAGUGACGUUAAGAUGCUGUCAGAAUGCACUACCCCGCUAGACUCUAUCUUGAACCCGAGCGUUCGACAGAGGAGCCUGCGCAGCCUAGCGAGCAACCCAAGCAGCAUUGGCAGCAUUUCUUGCUGCUUGGAUAAGCUGGGCAACACCUCGUGCUGUGUGGUUGGACCUAACGCCAAUGUUUCUGGAUCUGAAAAGGGCGCAGCAACUGAUACUACCUGCAAAUGUUCCAGAUCUGAGCACAAAUCAUGCUGUAGCAACGACUGCGCCGAUGAAUUGCUUGUCGACCCCACUCUAAAGGGUUGCAUUGCCACGUGCAUUGUGUGCAUUGACGACUUUGUUGUUGGAUCCAAAAUGCGCAUCCUCCCGUGCGGCCACAACUACCACAUCGAGUGUAUUGACCCGUGGCUGACUUCAAAGUCGUCUUUGUGCCCACUGUGCAAGUAUGACACUCGCAGCGUACUUACUGACCUGGAGCGCUCCCACUCAGGGCCGCGGAUUCAAGCCGACCUGGGCGGCUUUGAAGACAUACUAGGCGGCUCGAAUUACAGUGAGUCCGAUGACAACUCGAGCUACCUGGCCGAGAGCCGAUCACGCCUGCCAAUUGCUAACAUGGCCAGACUGUUUUGUGAUGUUGCCCACUAUGGUGUGACCACACCAGUGCGUGCAUUAGUCAGGAGACUGUCGCGCAACCCUGCGACAAGAGCUACACUCGAUAUUGAAAUGCCCAUGGAUUCUCAGCGGUUGGGCAGGCAGUCCCGCCGUGAAUAUCACCCAUUUGAGGACAACAAUGCGGUCUUCACAGCGUCAAUCCCUGUCGCAUGUGUGAUAGACAUUGAAGGUGAUGACACAGCAGAUAGGAGGUGGAAGUCCGGGUAUUCCGGGUAUUCCAGCGGUAGAAGCAACUUUAUGAUCGAGGUCAAAACCAACGACCCAAUUCUCUUCCCAGAGCCCUUGGCUGCCAAAAACAGCACACAGGGCGACAAUGCCAAUAACGAAAAGGCCUCUGAGCAGUCCUGGAUAAACAUCGACGAUAUUUCCCUAAGCACCAGCAAGACCAAAAAGUAGUGGUGAGAGUUUGAUUUUAAGAUUUUU
Molecule: messenger RNA, 1214 nt
Organism: Kickxella alabastrina
Lineage: Eukaryota; Fungi; Kickxellomycota; Kickxellomycetes; Kickxellales; Kickxellaceae
Exons: 1
Coding region: 135-1187 (350 amino acids)
Source: RefSeq, a predicted model, not a curated record